Messenger RNA from Wallemia ichthyophaga EXF-994, 2652 nucleotides. Its product is annotated as Tubulin beta chain. Gene Ontology annotation, cellular component: cytoplasm; microtubule. The transcript is spliced from 11 exons. The coding region runs from base 1 to 2652 and encodes 883 amino acids. The record is from RefSeq and is a predicted model, not a curated record. Lineage: Eukaryota; Fungi; Basidiomycota; Wallemiomycetes; Wallemiales; Wallemiaceae. Gene Ontology annotation, molecular function: GTPase activity; GTP binding; structural constituent of cytoskeleton. Gene Ontology annotation, biological process: microtubule cytoskeleton organization; mitotic cell cycle.
AUGGGCAGAGAAAUCGUACACCUUCAAACAGGUCAAUGUGGUAACCAAAUUGGUUCUAAAUUCUGGGAAACACUGAGCGAAGAACACGCCAUCGACGAAUCAGGUGCUUACUACGGAGACAUUGACCAACAACUCGAACGUAUCAACGUCUACUAUAACGAGGCCGCAGAGAAGAAAUUCGUGCCACGCUCUGUCCUUGUCGAUUUGGAACCAGGUACUAUCGAAACCGUGCAAGCGAGCUCAAUCGGAGGCUUGUUCAGACCAGACAACAUGAUCUUCGGUCAGUCCUCCGCUGGUAACAACUGGGCUAAAGGUCACUACACGGAGGGUGCUGAACUCGUUGACCAAAUUCUCGAUGUCACGCGUCGCGAAGCUGAGAACUGCGAUUGCCUGCAAGGUUUCCAGAUCGCUCACUCUCUCGGUGGUGGUACUGGUUCCGGUCUCGGUACUCUCCUCAUUUCCAAGAUCAGAGAAGAGUUCCCUGACCGUAUGAUGGCCACUUUCUCUGUCGUACCAUCACCAAAGGUAUCAGACACUGUCGUUGAACCAUACAACGCUGUUCUCUCUGUCCACCAAUUAGUCGAAAACUCGGAUCUUACUUUCUGUAUUGAUAAUGAGGCACUCUAUGACAUUUGCUUCAAGACUCUUAAAAUGUCUACACCAAACUACGGUGACCUCAAUCACCUCGUUUCUAUGGUCAUGUCUGGUGUUACCACCUGUCUUCGUUUCCCAGGUCAACUCAACUCUGACUUGAGAAAAUUGGCAGUCAACAUGGUUCCAUUCCCACGUCUCCACUUCUUCAUGGUCGGAUACGCUCCACUUACAGCAAAGGGUACCUCACAAUUCAGAGCCGUCUCCGUACCAGAACUUACACAACAAAUGUUCGAUGCGAAGAACAUGAUGGCUGCAUCUGACCCUAGAAACGGUCGCUACUUGACAGUCGCCGCUUACUUCCGUGGUAAAGUGUCAAUGAAGGAAGUCGAGGAACAAAUGCAAGCAGUGCAAAACAAGAACUCAGACUACUUUGUUGAAUGGAUUCCAAACAACAUACAAACAGCACACUGUGAUAUUGCUCCAAAGGAUACAAAGAUGGCAGUUACCUUUAUUGGAAACACUACAUCUAUCCAAGAGCUCUUCCAUCGUGUCAAUGAUCAAUUUAGCGCUAUGUUCCGUAGAAAGGCCUUCUUGCACUGGUACACAGGAGAGGGUAUGGAUGAAAUGGAAUUCACUGAAGCUGAAUCAAACAUGGCGGAUCUUCUAUCAGAAUACCAACAAUAUGAAAAUGCAGGUGUUGAAGAGGAGGAAUAUUACGAAGAAGAAGUUAUGGAAGAUGAGUGCGGUAAUCAAAUUGGUGCCAAAUUCUGGGAUGUAAUCGGUGAAGAACACGGUCUUGAUGGCGCAGGUAACUACAAAGGUGAUAUUGAUGAACAACUCGAACGUAUCAACGUUUACUACAACGAAGCUCAAACUGGUAGAUAUGUCCCACGUGCUGUCCUCGUCGACUUGGAACCAGGCACUAUGGACGCGAUCAAGUCUUCAUCUCUCGGUGAUCUCUUUAGACCAGACAACAUGGUUCACGGCCAAUCUGGUGCUGGUAACAACUGGGCCAAAGGUCACUACACUGAAGGUGCUGAACUUGUUGACUCUGUUCUCGACGUUCUUCGCAAGGAAGCUGAGGCUACUGACUGUCUUCAAGGUUUCCAAAUUACCCACUCUCUAGGUGGUGGUACUGGUUCUGGUAUGGGUACCCUCCUCGUUUCCAAGAUCAGAGAAGAGUUCCCUGACCGUAUGAUGGCCACUUUCUCUGUCGUACCAUCACCAAAGGUAUCAGACACUGUCGUUGAACCAUACAAUGCUGUUCUCUCUGUUAAUCAGCUUGUCGAAAACUCAGAUGAGACAUUUUGUAUUGAUAAUGAGGCACUCUACGACAUUUGUUUCAGAACUCUCAAGCUGUCCACACCCACUUAUGGUGACCUCAAUCACCUCGUUUCAAUUGUCAUGUCUGGCAUCACCACUUGUCUUCGUUUCCCAGGUCAACUCAACUCUGACUUGAGAAAAUUGGCAGUUAACCUGGUACCAUUCCCACGUCUCCACUUCUUCAUGCUUGGAUAUGCGCCAUUAACAGCUAGAGGAUCACAACAAUACAGGGCAGUUUCAGUACCUGAACUCACCCAACAGAUGUUCGACGCGCGCAACAUGAUGGCAGCUUCAGAUCCAAGAUCCGGGCGCUAUCUCACUGUCGCCGCUUACUUCCGCGGUAAAGUGUCUAUGAAAGAAGUUGAAGAUCAAAUGAACAACAUGCAAAAUAAGAACUCUGACUACUUUGUCGAGUGGAUUCCAAAUAACGUUCAAACUGCUUUAUGUAAUGUCGCACCAAAGGGUUCUAAGAUGUCGGCUACUUUCAUCGCUAACACUACAGCUAUUCAAGAUUUAUUCAAGCGUGUACAUGAUCAAUUCAGCGCUAUGUUCCGUAGAAAGGCUUUCUUGCACUGGUACACAGGAGAGGGUAUGGAUGAAAUGGAAUUCACUGAAGCUGAAUCAAACAUGCAAGAUCUUAUCUCUGAAUACCAACAAUAUGAAUCUGCUGGUAUUGAUGAGGAUAUUGAGGAAGAGUAUGUUGAAGAGGGUGUUGAGGAGUAUGUUGAGGAGUAA